This is a messenger RNA of Ustilaginoidea virens, 1020 nucleotides long. RefSeq lists its product as uncharacterized. The transcript is spliced from 6 exons. The coding region runs from base 1 to 1020 and encodes 339 amino acids. The record is from RefSeq and is a predicted model, not a curated record. Lineage: Eukaryota; Fungi; Ascomycota; Sordariomycetes; Hypocreales; Clavicipitaceae.
AUGGCUGGCAAGGCAGUCGAUCUGAAUGAAUACAAUGGAGGGCCCUUGGUCGGAACAAGUAUAGCAUUGUUGACUACCAGCUGGGUAGCUAUUGGGCUUCGAUUGUAUACACGACUAGUGUUUGUCAAGAGCUACAACGUGGACGAUUGGCUGAUUCUAGUUGCUCAAUUGCUUUUCACAAGCGCCUGCGUAUCCGCUCUGGAAAGCGUACGGUACGGCGUAGGCAAGCACAAUGAUGCUAUUCCGAGUCUGGAUGACCGAGUGGCCGCGCUGAUGUGGCAAUCCAUCACGAUCGCUUUUUACCUUUUAUGCAUGAUGUUUGUCAAACUGAGCAUCGGCCUGUUUCUGCUGCGACUGGCCACGCAAAAGUCGUACAUUUGGACUCUUCGGAUCGCUCUGGUCAUUGUUACUCUGUGGACCACGGUCAUCUUCAUCUGGAACAUGUUCCAGUGUACCCCUGUCCAGAAGCAAUGGGACUUUCGCAUUCGAGAUGGUUACUGUGCAGGACCCGACGAAGUCAUCUCAGCUGCGUACGCGCUGACUGUCAUGGUGGUUUUGUCGGAUUGGUUCUUUGCCCUCAUCCCAAUUCCUUUGCUUUGGGGCGUCGAUAUGACCAAGCAAGCCAAGGUCACUGUUAUUGUUAUUUUGGGUCUCGGUGUUUUCGCCAGUAUCGCCACGCUUAUCCGACUCAAGUUUCUGGCGGGACUACAAUCUUCGGAGGAUCUCAUGUUCUCGGUGACGGACGCCACUGUUUGGACAUUGGUGGAACCAGGCUUCGCCAUUAUCGCGACAAGCUUAGCGACCAUCCGGCCUCUGCUGCGGUCGCUAAGAAUCCGGGGGUUCCUGUCGACGGACAGGGCUUCAACCGGCCGCCUUUCUGAGCCCGGCACCCGAAAUGGGUAUGGGUCCAUGCCCGGUUACCGUUCUCUCCACAGCGUGACUGGUGUGACUGGCGUUGGCAUCGCGAUGGACGAGCAUCCUUCGCCCACGAACGAAGAUGCAGGCAAGAAGCAGACAUGA